Beta vulgaris subsp. vulgaris (sugar beet) is the source of this 1156-nucleotide messenger RNA. RefSeq lists its product as uncharacterized. Lineage: Eukaryota; Viridiplantae; Streptophyta; Magnoliopsida; Caryophyllales; Amaranthaceae. The coding region runs from base 300 to 815 and encodes 171 amino acids. The record is from RefSeq and is a predicted model, not a curated record. The transcript has 3 exons.
CAAAUAAAUACAAAAACUUACCUAACACUCAACAUUUUUUAUAUAAUUUUGACGUCAUACGCAGCCAUCAGUCCACUUCACAUAAAUUUCUCAAUAUACAUGAAUGAUGAAUAUUCCACCAAAAGAUUAUACAUAACUUGUGAUUUAAUAUUCACAUACUUAAAAAUUCCUUAGAACGUUUGGUUAGAAAGUUAGCUAGAUUUAAGUUAAGUUAGGAAGAGUAUUGAAUAUUUCUUAUAAUUCAUUCCAACUUUAUUUCAUAUCCAACUUAUCCAGAAAUAAAGUUGGCACUAGAGCUGAUGAAAAACUAUAGAAAAAGAGCUUUAUCAAAUAUGGGAUUUGACAAAAAAGAGCUGCAAGUGAAAUUACCAAAAUGCCCACCAACGCCACCUCCACCGCCUCCGCGGCCAAGGUGGAGUAGCUAUACAAGGAGAGAGAUUGAGAAGUUUUGGAGGAAGAAAAGACUUGAAGAAGAGGAACACUUUCUUGCUGCCAUCAAAGCUGCUGCACGUCUCAGAGCUAGUCAUUUCUCUGAUGAGGACUAUAUGGUAUUUUUAGAGAGCUUGGAGUUGGACGAAGAUAAGAUCAAAGAGGAGGAUGUUAGCAUCAUCACUGAAAAGAAUUGUGGAUAUAAUAAUCAAGAGAUUCGUGUGGGAAUUAAGGAUUGGUGGACAAAAAGCAAAUAUGCUUACUUGAAUCAACCAGCUGUUGGAAGUGUGGGUCGACCCAGCAGAAGGUCAAAUUACAAACCCGAGAGUAUAUGGUUCUAUAGGAAGCCUUUCACAGUUGUCAAUCCCUCAGUUCAACCUCUAUAACUUGGCGUUUACUAAACUGCAACUUCCAUCCAAUUUCUUGCAACAACAAUGCAAUUAUAAUUGUUUGUAACGUCUGCUUUUUCUUGCAAGGAAGAAGUGGGAAAAGCGUACGUUAUGAAGUUUGGUGUGUGAUUGUGAAUUUGUUAUCUUAUUUAGUACCAAUUUACCAUGGAUUCCAACAUGAUAUGUAAUAUAUAUUGCUAAUUUGCUAUGUCAAAAUGUAAAUAAAUUAAAGUCACUAUUGAAUUGGGAUUCAACAUGUAUCACUUAUAAUUUGGUGAUCAUGUCAUGUAUGUAUAUAACUUGUUUUAUGUAUAAUCUAUUGUUAAUUUAAAGUAUAA